AUGUCUGACGCCCCGCACUCCCACUCCCAUUCUCACCAUAACGACGGCCACGAGCACGAGCACAACGAUGGCCAUGACUUCGCCGCCGCGAAUGCGAAGCACUUCAACGAGAACGUGGACAAAUUUGAGGAUCAACCUUUCGCGAAAGAGUUCGCCGGGAGGCAGUUCAUCGCAUACCUCGGCGCAUACCCGUUUGACGGAGAGAAGACCGUCAUGAUGGACUUCGCCUGCGGAAUAGGCAUGGUCUCCAGGCAGAUGGCCCCUUACGCAAAGCAGAUCGUGGGGGUUGAUAUCAGCCAAGGCCUCGUCGACGAGUUCAACUUGCGAGUGAAGAAUCAGGGGCUGACCCCUGACGAGUUGAAAGCCGUCUGUGUCCAGCUUAAGGGCGAAGAGGGCGAAUUGGACAACCUGAAGUUCGAUGUCAUUGUCUGCGGCAUGGCAUACCACCAUAUCAGCGACGUCGCAAAGACUACCCAAACUCUGGCAUUCUUCCUAAAGCCCGGGGGCGUCCUCAUGGUCAACGACGGGCUCAAGAUGGAUGUCAUCCCGCCCAUGUUAAUGGAGAUGCAGAAGAAGGCUAACUUCAAAGACGUCGUGCCUCAUACACAUGGAUUCGAAGAGUCGGAAAUUCGGAAAAUCUUUGAAGACGCCGGGCUGGUCAAAUUCCAAUUGGAUAUCAUGUCCAAGGCGAAACACCAUACAUUUCCCGGCAAGGUUUUCAUUGCGAAGGGAGUCAAACCUAAGGCUUAA
Messenger RNA from Pleurotus ostreatus (oyster mushroom), 750 nucleotides. RefSeq lists its product as uncharacterized. NCBI's taxonomy places the organism in Eukaryota, Fungi, Basidiomycota, Agaricomycetes, Agaricales, Pleurotaceae. The transcript is spliced from 3 exons. The record is from RefSeq and is a predicted model, not a curated record. The coding region runs from base 1 to 750 and encodes 249 amino acids.